UAAAUAGUUUUUUCUUGGAGUUGAAAAAAGAAUACUUCCAUAUAGCCAUUGGAAAACGAAAGUACCCUCGGCAUAAAUCGGAAAAUCGGAAGUAGGGAAAUACACAUUUCGUUGGUACAUAGGUUUCCAGAUGUGUCUCCAUAUGCCCUGAGGGAUUAUCUACAAAUGUCAGCCUCAUUGACAAAAGUGCCUAGUCCUUACGUCUUCCUGCAGAAUAUUCCAUUUGACACUGGAGACGACAACAUCAAGAACUAUGUAGAGGUGAUAUGUGGUCUGGACGUGACGUCAUUACACCGGCAACGAAACUGUCCAUCCGUAGCCGUGGUGCAGUUUGAAACAAAUAUCACAGAUCAAGAUAUAAUCGCUUGGGAAAAGCGCCUAGAGGAAAAACGACUGUGUGAAAAUCGGGUUACGAUUCAAGCUUUGGGACAGCCAAACGGAGUGAUUGUGUAUAAUGUUCCGCAUGAUGUUACAGACGAGCUUUUAGAAUUGUACUUCGAGAACAAACGAUCUGGGGGACUUGAUGGCUGUGUUAUUGAUGUUGUAAACAAAGCGAAAGGAAUUUACGUUGUUAAGAUCAAUAUUCAAUCGGCUAUUAAAUCUAUAUUGUCAAAUGGUGGCCAUAAUAUUAAAGGGGUGAAAGUUACAGUUGAGCCGUGGUUUGAAACGUUGAAUCGCCAAUUACUCAGAACUGAGAAUGAUCGUGUUGCAGUGAAACAAGUGAUUUCAACUCCGCCGUGUCGAGAAACGGAUCCUGUUUCAGAUCGUGUUACAAGGAAACCAGUGAUUUCAACUCCGCCGUGUCGAGAAACGGAUAUACCUGUGCGGGUUCAUCCAUUCAUGUUUGGCAGUCGAGAGUCAAGAAACGUCGAUCGGGUUCUUCCGAUGAAGCAUUCGCAGUCAUACGAAGGGAAUCAGAUCUUUACCGACACUGAUAUCGGACAGGAAAGACACAUCAAUACGUUCAAACCGACAUCAAGUGACCCAGAAAGUCGCAGGGGCAAUGAGAACCUCGGACGAGUUAAAGCAAGUUCAAGAGGCCGACAGUUUAGCCAAGAACAACAACGUGAAAGAAGAGAUUUAUGGGGUCAGAAGAAAUACUGUCGUUCUGAAAUAUCGCUUCCUCCGCAUAAAAUCAAAUUACUUAUAAUCAAUCGUUUCGGGUAUAAAAUGAACAGUGAAACUGUCAAUUGUUCCAUGACAGAAAAGGCAGGAAAAGUAACACUCUGCGCUACUUCAGAUGAAGAGCUAAAAUCCGUAGAAAUAAAACUGUAUGAAUGUCUCAGUCGAGUUAGUUGCAAAGAAAAGAUCAUUCAAGCAGAAUUAGCGCAGUUUUUAAACACGGUCGAAUGCGAAGUUGAAAUGAACAAUAAGCUUCGGAGUGCAAAGAUACCAGCUGCAUUUGAAAUACAGACGGACAUUAACGUAAAUAAGAUAGUCAUGCAUGCCUUUAUUGCAAAUCAACUAGAAAUAGGGCUUGAUUUUAUUGAUGACUGCGUAAAAGUUAAAGAACUUGCAUUACCGAAAGGCAUUAAAAAGAAUGUUCUCCAAAUGACUGUCACUGAAUUAACUCCUGUAAACGACACAACCAAAGUUUAUCUAACUUCGUCCAAUAUCUUCGUUUGCAGUUUCUGUGAAAAACAAGCAGAACAUUUAGCAAAGACACUAUUAAAGGAAAUCAAGAACAUUGAACCGAAAAAAGUCGGCCGUGUGGAACUUUCAAGAGCAAAGGCAAGGUGCUUCAAAAAAUGUUAUUUGCAAAAUAUAGAGGCUGCAUUUAGUAUUAGGUGGACAGAAGAAGGGCAUGGUACAGAUUAUAAGCUUGUAGUGCAUAUUGAGGGAGAAGAUGAUGACUUGAAAUUUGUCAAAUCAAUGAUCAAUAAAAUCGGGAGCGAAAUAUUUAAUUUCAAGAGAGUUUGCACAGACGAUGCCGACAAUUGGCUGUUGAUGGCGGGUCUUAAUGGACGAUCGGGUCACGAUUUUCUUAAAAGUUGUGAAGAAAGAUUCAACUGUUGGCUCGAUGUCUCGAAAGACGGGGAUGUAAUCCCGCCUACAAAAGGUCGAUCAAGGUUGUCAGUAGAUUCCGAGGUUGUUCUCUCGUCGCAUCAAAGUAGUUCCAGCGAUUCUGGGUGCAUAGACGAUCAUUCCGAGAAUCUGCAAGAAAUUGAACAAUUGUCCGCUGCUUGUGCAAGACCAGGGAUCGGCAUAAAAAACAUGACUAGACUCCAACCCCCGAAUAUGUCUGAAGAAGUCGCAUUGCAAGCAGCUUUGCAGCUGUCUCUCGAGGCCUCGGGUGAAUUACUUCCGGGAGAUGGGUUAUACGGAUCCAAUGCCCUAGAAGAUUUAACACAGUUCGACAUUGGACCAAGAAACCUGCAGCAAAGUUUUCAAACAUCAGCGACCGUUCGACCUUACAGUGUCAACUUGUCAGGCGUAAAAGUAGUUAUCAAAAAAGGUGAAAUCGUUAAGGAAAAUGCUGAUGUGCUAGUCAACAUUCUGUCCCCAGGUAUGCAACUCGCAGAGAGUAUUGUGUCCAAAGCUUUCCUAAACGCAUGCGGACAAUCGCUGCUACUAGAAUUCAGUUCAGCAACGAAGACAUCAGUGAUAACUACAUCAGGCUGUGGCCUCGCUUGUAAAACUAUUUUACAUGUGGGUCUAAAGAAAGGAAACGGUGGUGAAAAUUGUGUUUCCGAGGUUAUGCAGCUGAUUUUGGACUCAAGUGAACAUUUACAAUACCAAUCGCUUGCUAUGCCACCACUUGGCGUCGGUCGGUUAUACAACUAUCCAAUGCAAUCUAUUGCUUCACAGAUGUUUCAAGUUAUGAGUGACCAUUUUCAACAAGGAACCACGCUAAAGAAUGUCAUCGUUAUGGCAUACGACAAAAGUACAUUUGAUGAAUUGAUAGUCGCCCUUGUGCAAAUACAGUCAUCGGCACCAAGUUCUAGAAGACAUAUCAGUAGUCCAACCAUUUCGACGCCACAGCCGAGUAAACCUAUUCUAAAAUCUAGGCAACCUACAGUUACAAAUGAUCAGAAGGAACGUACGCGUGCAAGAUCUCACGAGUCAGAACGGCGCAGAAGGCAAUACUCGAUAAAGCCGACGAAACCAAAAAGGAUCCCAGACUAUAGCAAGACAGAUAGAAUCACCAUCACGGUGUUUGCGGAAAGUAAGGACGAAUGUAUAAAGGCUAUUCAACAAAUCAGUAAAACCAUGAGGGCUGAACUUCUGUUUGAAGAGAAAUUUGACACGGUGGAACACAUAUCGAAAGAGACGAAGGAUUCCAUCGUGAAGAUAAUCAGCAAGUACAGCAUCCGGUCUAUCAAAGGCAACAAACACUACAUCCUUAAAGGGAAAAGGCAACAUGUUUCUGAGGCUCUCAAAGAAGUACUGAAACUGUUAAUAAAUGAUCCCGAAAAGUCAAAAAAACGCCCGCUUCGAAAAGAUAUGAAAAGAGGCACUGUUGAAUUUGCAGAGUCCAUGGCACACGAGGAAGUUAACAUACCAAUUUACUGGAAACUGUACAAAGGCAACACACCUUUUUCGGAAAUUUUAAGCAUUUUUAGUGCAACCGGAAAAGACUACAAUAAGAUUGCAAUCGAUGCACAUGACCCGACAUAUAGUAGAAUUGUGAAAAUGGUCAAUAAAACGUUUGAUUCAACAAAGAUUGGGCAUGGUCAAGACGCCAAAGGACUAGAACGCUUAAGUUACAGCAAGCUGUGGAUAACCAACAUACAAAGAAUAGAAAAUCCUCAGCUUUUUCGCAAGUAUGUUCAUAAAAGGCAGGAAAUAUUUCUUAACUUGUUGAAUGAGAAGCGUGGUUGCUGGCCGACCGUAGGACAACUACCAAGGAGUUCCGGUGAAAUAACGACGCGCAGUUACCUAUCACAAACAAUGGAAAAAGAACCAUAUUCCGAGAUAAACGAAGUGUAUUUGUUUCACGGAACAAAACCAGACACGAUACAAACCAUUUGCAUCACCGGCCUAGAUCCUCGUCUUGGCAGUGGAAAAGCCAUGUUCGGUUCGGGAAUAUACGGUGCCGAAAAGUCCUCAAAAGCAGAUCAAUACACUGAUGAUAUAUCGACUCGGACAGGUGGAGCCGGAAACGAAAAGAAAAUGUUUUUGAUGCGGGUAAUUCUUGGAAAAAGUUAUCUAUGCACUGAUCCAAACCCGCACAAGUACAAACGGCCUCCGUGCACCCAGUGCUACAAAGAUGACUGCAAGAUCCAUGACUCAAAUUUUCAUUCCGUUGUGGGUGACAACAAUAAAUUAUUCCGGGAAUUCGUGGUGUAUGAAGGUGUGCAGUGCUAUCCUGAAUAUCUGAUCACGUAUGAACGCAGAUAAACAUUCGCGGUCGGUUUCUUGUGAUCAAUUGACAUUUGUAAUUCAGAUGGAAAUAAUUUGUAAAUAUUUUCAUGAGUUUUUCACAUGUGACUUAAAAUUAUGUAUUAAGUAGUUCAUGUUUUCAUGUUUUGAUGUCUUUUAUCACUGAUAAAACAAAAUCCACCUGUCAUUAUGUCUGUAAACAUAAGUAUUUCACUUAUAACUGGAUAUUUUUUCAUGAUUUUAUAACGGCAUGUUUGAAGCUGUUUUUCUGGAAACCGAAGAUCCGUUUGACCCAAAAUAUCAGACUGUGUCAAUAUUUGAUCAAUUGAACGAAGCAUGAAAUAUAAUAGUAAGUCCAGCUCGGAUAAGAACAAAUGUAAUUUUGCAAUAUAUAUAGAGUUGGGAUCCCUUAUCAUAGAAGUACUUGGGGUUUACCUAUACGUUUUUUAUUGUUUGUUUUAUUGAUAUGUUUCCUCAAGUUAAUGCAUACUUUGAUAAGAUUUACCUUUUUGAUUUUGGCGUCUGCCCAGUGCCACUAAACCGGGUUUAUGUUUUAACUUUUUGCUACUGAGCUUGUUUCUGUAGCUUUUUGCAUAAAUAUUGUUUAUUAUAUUCAACACUAUCUUGCAGAUGGUGUUCGUGUUAUACAACAUAGUUGACAAAGUAUGUUAUGAAGAAAGCAUUUCUUUUUUUUAAAAAAAAUAUAUGUUUCAUUUUGUUUAAAACCAAGCUUAGACUACGAUUUUUUUUUAUUUAAAUCGUUUUUACAACGUUCGAUCAUUCUGUAGGUAACUACAGCCGUACACAAUUUUUACAAUAACUGAUCCAAAUUGCAAUGUGUGUGAAAUAAAACAUGUUGUACUCUGGAAAAACUUCAGCAUUGUGCUGUCGAUGUUCCGGAAUAAAGAUGUGAAACUAUGAUGAUUUGACCAUGUUGCCAAACACCUAAGAUAGUCAAAAACUAUUGAUAAAAUGCAGAUACGGGAAAUCUUUACUGAAACAUUAACGUGCUUGUAUAUAACAAGUAUACGUGCCUUAAGUAUUUGAACUGUUUUUCCUUUACUUUCUUCUACAAACGGCAUAUGCACAUUUCAAUAACGUUACACGUAACCAUGGUUGUCAGGCAUUAGGAUUAUUAUUGCUGUUGUAUUUGUUUUAAUGUCACGACAUACCAAUAUUUAUUAUGUCAAAAUAUAAACAAGAAUUGAGUCAACAAAAAAAUAAAGAGGUAUAAAACAUAUAUGUACCCGUAGGAAGAAGAAAGGUAAAUAAGAUAAUAAAACUACACAUGUAUGUUUCAUUCACGCGGUUUAAGUUUAUGUAUCAUUUAUAGUUGUUCUACUUACCGACUAUAUGUUUGUUAAACAAAGUCCAUUUAACAUUUUAUUUUAUAUUUGUAUUUGUAUGUUUAGUUUAUCAUUUGUCAUGUUUGUUUGAAUAAAGAAUCUCUCUCUUUCCAUUUUAAAUCACUCUUGGGUGAUCGUAUACGAUUUCUGUUUGAAUAAACUAUAAGAAGCAA
This is a messenger RNA of Mya arenaria, 5842 nucleotides long. RefSeq lists its product as uncharacterized. The transcript has 18 exons. The record is from RefSeq and is a predicted model, not a curated record. NCBI's taxonomy places the organism in Eukaryota, Metazoa, Mollusca, Bivalvia, Myida, Myidae. Gene Ontology annotation, molecular function: transcription corepressor activity; NAD+ poly-ADP-ribosyltransferase activity. Gene Ontology annotation, cellular component: cytoplasm; nucleus. Bases 166 to 4341 code for a protein of 1391 amino acids. Gene Ontology annotation, biological process: negative regulation of gene expression.